Molecule: messenger RNA, 2622 nt
Organism: Neopsephotus bourkii (Bourke's parrot)
Lineage: Eukaryota; Metazoa; Chordata; Aves; Psittaciformes; Psittacidae
Gene: HSF4
Product: heat shock transcription factor 4
Exons: 13
Coding region: 843-2174 (443 amino acids)
Biological process (GO): regulation of DNA-templated transcription
Molecular function (GO): DNA-binding transcription factor activity; sequence-specific DNA binding
Source: RefSeq, a predicted model, not a curated record
CUUCUCAAGAGAGGCCAUAAGGAGAUGUUCAGGUCACAAAAGCCUUGUUCUUCUCAUUUCACAUCAGCAUGUGCAGCCUGGGGUGCACAGCUGUAUCUCAGAGAGCGUGUGGACAGAAGCACAAGAGAAGCAGGGUAAACCAGGUCUGUCCUCAAGGCAGCCUUUGCAGUGCUGGGAAACCCUGGUCCCUGCUGUCAUAUUUGCAAGCUUGGUCUGUGAAGAUGCUUCCAGCAUAGAGGUUAUUAGUGAAUCUCUUAAGUUCUGGAUCAGCCUUUGCUUCUGCUGCAGGGGGUAAGGAAUGAUAGGAAAAACCCUGGUGAUGGUCAAAGGGUGCUGUUGAGGCAAACAGUCUCAUACAGUGCCUGUAGCAGUGAACAAGGAGCAAGAAGAACAGCUGACCCAAAGCUGCAUGUCUGUGGGCAUGCAGGGUUGUUGGAGACGAUAAAUGAGCCAGGGAACAGAGGGAAUUGAGGAAAUUCACACUGUUUGGUGAUGAAGAUGUAGUGGCAACAAGCAGGGUAGCAGGGUUUGCCAUGGAUGCGUGUUGGGUCCUGCACUGGGCACUCACGGUCCUCUGUCAAGUACCUGUCUGCUGUGAAAUAACCCCCCCUGGCUGAUACACCACUUGACGGCUGGUGAUAAUGCUGAACACAGCAGGAGGAUGACAGUGGCUGUGCUGGUCUCAGACCCCAGGCUUGCCAAAGUCUUGCAGACCCUGGUGUCUUUGGCUUGCUGUCCCUUGAAACUCGACUGCAGCUGGGUUGAAUGGCACCAGCUUCCAUGUGUUCGACCAAGGACGUUUUGCCAAAGAGGUGCUGCCCAAGUAUUUCAAACACAACAACAUGGCCAGUUUCGUCCGGCAGCUGAACAUGUAUGGCUUCAGGAAGGUGGUGAACAUCGAGCAGGGGGGUCUUGUCAAGCCCGAGCGGGAUGACACCGAGUUCCAGCACCUCUGCUUCCUGCAGGGCCACGAGCAUCUCCUGGAGCACAUCAAGAGGAAGGUGUCAGUAGUGAAAAGUGAGGAGACCAAGAUGCGCCAGGAGGACCUCAGCAGGUUGCUAUACGAGGUACAGAUACUGAGGAGUCAGCAGGAGAACAUGGAGUGUCAAGUGCAGGACAUGAAGCAGCAAAAUGAAGUUCUUUGGCGGGAAGUUGUUUCUCUCCGGCAGAACCACUCACAGCAACAGAAAGUGAUCAACAAGCUGAUUCAGUUUCUGUUUGGCCAGCUCCAAUCAAGCCCUAGCAGCACUGGGAUAAAGAGGAAGCUACCUCUGAUGCUUGACAAUGGGAUCUCAGCUCCACAAGUGUCCAAGUUCAGCCGGCAUUUGUCUACAGACCCCCUUCAUGACCCCUAUUUCAUACAGUCGCCAUCAACAGAACCUGCCUCUUGCUUAAACAGCCCCACAGUUCCUGGAGGACCCAUCAUAUCUGAUGUAACUGAAGCGACACCAUCCAACAUAAUAAAUAUGCAUUCUCCUCCUGAAAAUGACAGAGAGAAAUGCCUCAUGCUGAUCAAGGAAGAACCAGUCAGCCCUGGCGUGAAAGCCACCACCGAGCCUGAUGUCCCGCUGCCAGGCUGCCAGGCUUGCUCCGAGCCCCCCGUGCUCCCAGUGGCCAUGGUUCAGUCUGUUUUGGAAGGCAAAGGGAGCUGUGGCACAGCCCCUCCAGGGACCUCGCAACCAUCUGAGAGAAGAGGCAGAAGGGCACUGCUGGACAGAACAGAUAUUUCAGAUCCCCUGGAGAGCCCCGACUGGAGCUUGGAGGGGCUGCAGCUGCUGCUGAGGAGCCAGCAGUAUGGCCUGGAACCAGCCAGCCUCUUGGAUGUCUUUAAUCCCAAUUUAUCUUUCAAUGAGUGGAAUUUGACUGAAAUGGAAGCUAGUCUGUCUCCGAUGCAGCGUCUCACAGUGGAUCUGGAGAAGAAUGCAACUGAGCUGUCCUCAAAAGUGUUCAACCCACCGUUUAACAGCACCUGCCCAGGGAGAGAUGUAAUUCUUGAAAGCACCCAGCAGUUCCUCGUUGAUCGUCAGUCAGUCUUUGGAAACGACCUCAUCAACUUGCCUGAAAGUUCAUCGCUUUAUGUUCCAUCUGACAGUAUGGCUUCCUACCUGUCCUCUGGGGGUGUCCAAGGGGAGAUCCCAUUAAACCUGAGCUCCUCAACUGACAACAACCAGUGAUGUAGAUUCCAAGAAAUGACGUCUCCCUCCCACCCAUCCAAGUAUCCAUAGGUUUGAAUGGAAAGAAACAAAAGUGACUCAGAAACCCACAAGAGAGUUUCUUUUUGUGCUCUUUCUUUUUGAGUAGAUGGAAAUGGUCAGUAGCUGUUGCAUUACCCUCUUUGCACCUGGAUUUCAGUGUUUGCCCAGGAUAGCAAUUUUAAAUGAAAUACUGCCUCUGGUGCUUGCUCCUGUGGGGAGUGAGAACUUGGCAGGUUUGGGGCUUUUUUGCCUUUUAAGUGCAUUUAGAAAUUUCAAAUCUAAUAAAAUUUAAGUGAAGAGUAGCUUGAAAGUACAUCAUGGACUUCAUAAAAUAUAAUGAUCCCAACUAGUGUCUGCAACAGCAAAAUAUUGGAUUUUAUCGAGGCAGCACAGAUUAGCUAAGAUGCCUGACCCUUCUGGAUGCUGU